UCAUUGCACUUCUGUCCUGUUCUGUCUGUCCUUUGCCCGCAAUAAAUAUGGCGGCGGGGCCAGGCAGUUUCCGGUUGGGUCCCCAUGAGGUAGGAAGUUCCGCUUCCUUGUUGUGAUCCGCUGUUGCGCUGCCCAGCUUGGUGCCUUCGACUGUCGCUCCUGAAGUCGCCAUGUUCGGGUCCUCGCGAGCGGGUGUGCGCGGGGGGCAAGAUCAGUUCAACUGGGAAGAUGUCAAAACCGAUAAACAGCGGGAAAAUUACCUGGGAAACUCAGUAAUGGCGCCCGUAGGCCGUUGGCAGAAGGGCAAGGAUCUGACGUGGUAUGCCAAGCAGAAGGACGGAGGCGCAAAGCUCUCACGAGAACAGGAGCUGGCUGCCGUUAAACAGGCCGAAGAGGAAGCCAUGUUGGCCGCACUGGGCUAUAAGAAUGUCAAGCGUCAGCCUACUGGCCUUAGCAAGGAGGAGUUUGCUGAAGCGUGCAAGAGGGAAGGGACGGAGAGAGACGAGAAAGACGUGGACAGAGUCAUGGGCUUAGGAAGCUCCAGUGUGAGCUCCAGCAGAAUGAUGCUGUCAAAGGAAGACAAAGAAGCAGCAAAAAAGGGCUUCUCCAUUUUCACACACCAGAAAACACAAGAAGCAGCCGGCGACAAGAGGAAAACCGAAGCAGCAGAGGAAGAGUCGAAAGUCAGCAGAAAGAAGGCCAAGAAGGAAAAGAAGAAGAAGAAAAAGAAAGAGAAGAAAAAGCAGAAGAAGGCGAAACAUGAUCGAGAAGAUUCCUCUUCAACUGAUGACAAAGAGAGGUGGAGGAAAGUCGUCUCCCCGAGAUGUCGUUCAUCAUCGCCCCGGCACAUUGGAGCCCGCAGAGCUGACAGUCAUUCAUCAGCCGAGAGAGGCUCGCCCAGGACACGCAGGAGACAGCGCCAUGACACUCUUUCUUCAGAUGAGACUUCUCCUCGCCCGCUGGCACGGCCCCCCACUAAGCCAAGAAGCCGAAGUCGUGAUAGAGGGGACACACAGCGACCGAGGAGAAGGAGGUCAAGGUCUCCACGGGAAACCAAGCGAAGGCACGACACAGACUCGGAUGAUUAAAGGGAGUCUGUCCUGAUUUUUAUGAUGUCGUUUUUAUUUCUAAAUGACACUGUUUACACUGCAAAUAAUUCACUCUACAAUAUAAAAUGUCAUUCCUGAA
Messenger RNA from Xenopus laevis (African clawed frog), 1188 nucleotides. It is a transcript of the gene c6h1orf35.L, whose product is annotated as chromosome 1 open reading frame 35 L homeolog. Lineage: Eukaryota; Metazoa; Chordata; Amphibia; Anura; Pipidae. The record is from RefSeq and is a predicted model, not a curated record. The coding region runs from base 171 to 1088 and encodes 305 amino acids. The transcript is spliced from 9 exons.